Molecule: messenger RNA, 700 nt
Organism: Cuculus canorus (common cuckoo)
Lineage: Eukaryota; Metazoa; Chordata; Aves; Cuculiformes; Cuculidae
Gene: PPIL1
Product: peptidylprolyl isomerase like 1
Exons: 4
Coding region: 162-605 (147 amino acids)
Biological process (GO): protein peptidyl-prolyl isomerization; protein folding
Cellular component (GO): catalytic step 2 spliceosome
Molecular function (GO): peptidyl-prolyl cis-trans isomerase activity
Source: RefSeq, a predicted model, not a curated record
CCGGCAACGGGCGGCCUCACCCGGGACCGGACACCCCCAGCGCCCCCAGUACUGGGCGCUCGCCGUUCUCCGCGGUACCAGAGGCACCCUGUGCCCCCUCCUGGUACCGGACACUCCCGGUGCUCCCCCUCCGGUACCGGAAACCCCGAGUGCUCCCCCGGAUGGGGCCGCUGGUGCUGGAGCUGUACUGGAAGCACGCGCCGCGCACCUGCAAGAACUUCGCUGAGCUCUGCCGCCGCGGCUACUACAACGGCACCCGCUUCCACCGCAUCAUCCGCGACUUCAUGGUGCAGGGAGGGGACCCCACCGGCACUGGCCGCGGUGGAGCCUCCAUCUACGGGAAGCAGUUUGAGGAUGAGCUGCACCCCGAGCUGAAGUUCACUGGCGCCGGCAUCCUGGCCAUGGCCAACGCGGGGCCAGAUACCAACGGCAGCCAGUUCUUCCUGACGCUGGGCCCGGCACAGUGGCUGGACGGGAAGCACAGCAUCUUCGGGAGAGUCUGCCAGGGCAUGGGCGUCCUUGGCCGCUUGGCCAUGGUGGAGACCAAUGCCCAGGACCGGCCCCUUGACGACGUCAAGGUCAUCAAGGCUUUUCCUUCGGGAUAGGGGAGCUGCGGGGGUGGGUGGUGGCACCACCUGGUCCUCACAGGUUUGUAGCGCUCGCUUGGAAUAAAAGAGGUGAGAAGUGGUGGUGAUGCCAA